AUGACGAAAACAUAUAUUAUGAACGGUCUUGUCGAGAAGAUGCAAUCGUCUGACCAGGACUUCCGAUACAUGGGUCUAAGCGAUCUCAUGGCAGCCGUAAAAGACGAUCCCAAUACGUUCCUAGGAGAUGAGCCUACAGAGAACAAAGUACUUCGUCAAGUGCUACAACUCGUGGAAGAUAAAAUUUCUGAAGUCAAGAACCAAGCUGUGAAAUGUAUCGGCCAACUCGUCAAGAUUAUCCGAGAGUCCCAGGUGGAGAAUGUCAUAGAUCGACUGAUCGACUUCUUGUCGGGCAAGGACGAGGAGUUACGGGAUAUAUCGGCUUUAGCUCUCAAGACGAUUACUUCUGAGCUACCACCAGAAGGAAAAAUCGCUGCUAAGGCAUGCGAGAAGCUAACGCCCAAACUUCUCAUGCGAUUGGCUGCUUCGGAUACGCCCCCGGACACGCUCCUUGAGACUUUGUCAAUUCUUUCAAUUUUGAUCGUUCGCUUUCCCGCUUAUGUGGCGAGUGCUGAGCUAGAACCACAGCCGCUGUCUGUACUCACGCCGAUGCUCGAUCAUCCGCGCCCUGCCGUACGCAAGCGCGCUAUCACAACCCUUGCCCAGUUUCUGCCGACGGCGCGUCCUGAACUCUUCUCAGAGCUGCUAUCAAAAAAGAUUCUACCAGAGCUUGUGUCAUCUACAUAUGUGGACAAUCAGCGCACCACAGUCCAGCUUAUUGCAGCCGUCGCUCGCCACACACCGCACCAAAUUGGACCGGUGUUGGGAAACCUAGUGCCAGGAAUAAUCAAAGCAGUGGAGCGAGAUGACGAAGAACUGCAGGAGAGUUGUUUGCAGGCAUUGGAAGCGUUGGUCCUGCGUUGUCCUGCAGAGAUUACACCGUUCCUCUCAUCCACGAUCCAAGUGGGAAAUAAGUGGAUCAAAUACGAUCCUAAUUAUGCUGGCGGCGAUGAUGAAGACGAGGAAAUGGCGGAUGAAGACGACGAUGACGAGGCCGAACUCGACGAAUAUUCGGACGAUGAGGACACAUCGUACAAGAUUCGCCGAUCAGCUACGAAGUUGUUCGCAGCGAUCGUAGAUACCCGUCCAGAGCUGCUGAUCACAUUGUACAAGGAGGUAUCCCCUGUUUUGAUUUCACGAUUUGGGGAUCGUGAGGAAACAGUGCGAGUGGAGGUAUGGAGCACAUAUGCUGGCCUCCUGAAGCAGACCAGUGUGUACGGCGGUGUUGCUCAGUCCCGAGACACCGACUAUGCGAUCGGCGGAAAGCGCAAACGAGAUGAAGGUAUGGAGGUUGAGGAAACACCAUAUAGCCUCCUUCGAUCGCAAGUGUCGGCACUCGCGAAAGCACUGCUUGCGCAGUUGAAGUCACCCAAGACCUCACCUGCUACCCUCCAGGCCGGUUUCACCUUGCUGCAUACCCUGCUGACCGUCUUACCUGGUUCCCUGUCGAGUUACGCGCCGCAGAUUAUUACGACGACGAAGGCAGUUUUAACGCAGUCGGCAAAGGCAAAUGCAUCUGCGCUGCACAUCACUUGCAUGUCAUUUAUCGCGCUCUUUUUUUCAACGCACUCCCCGCCCGUGUUCUCCAGUUCAUUGGACAGUAUCACGCCAAUUUUGUUGAAAUCGCUUCGAGAGAAACACCCAAGGAUCGCGUCAGAAUCUUUCCGCGUCUUCUCUUCUCUAUUGAACGCUACGCAGCCCGUGAAAGGCAGCGACUGGACUGAGGCCGUGUACAUCGAGGGAGUUCAGAGAUUAAGCAACCACGAUACGGAUGCGGAGGUGAGGUCGUGUGCUGAAAUAUGCAUAGGUGAUUUGUGGAUAUGCGCAUUUGAUGUUGUGAAGAACAAGGACAGGAAGGAAUGGGAGGCGAUGUGUAGGACGACGGGACGUACGGAUGGCGCGGUUCAAGUAGUCACGCGCGUGGCUCGAGAGGUCGAUAUUGACCAAAACUGGGUGAAUGGAUGCGUACAAUGGGUCAUAUCUCUGCUUAAGAAGAGUGGAAGAUCUGGCAAGAGUGAUAUGUUCAACUGUCUGGAUGCUCUUCUACGAAGAUAUAAGACGGGGCUACCGGCUGAUCUUCCGGCCGGCCUUAUUCCUACAUUCAAGGGCUAUAUCAAUACUUCCGAUAUCUCAUUGAUGUCGCAAGCGUUGUCAGUGAUCGCUCUUCUUCUGGAGCUGUCUCCGUCUACCACCUAUCCAGAGGUAGAGACAGAAAUCCUUUUCGAUAUAUAUGACAUUGCACACUCUCCACUCGUUGCCGGCGCAGCAUUUGAUUCAGUGCUAGCAUUUUUUGCCGCUCUUGUGGAGGCUGAUAUGCAAGUUGCGACACAUGUUAUUCCUAACCUCGUUAACUCUCUUGAGAAGGCCCCCAAGGGUGAAAUAUCGCAGUCGAAUGUGGCGCGGUGCAUCGGCCAGAUUGCCAAGAGCCAACAAGGUGUCGCUGCCGGCACUGUUGCUGAGUUCUCGAAACAUCUGAAGCCGUCUUCAAAAGCAAGGACGUCGCAAGUAGUCUUGAGCCUUCUCGUUAUGGGGGAAAUCGGUCGUUUUAUCGAUAUGACCUUACAAGGCAACAUCUUCUCUCAGAUCAUUGAGCGCUUUACUGCCGAGCAAGAAGAUAUCCGAACUGCUGCCGCUUUCGCAGCUGGGAACGUUGCUGUGGGAAACCUGCAUCAUUUCCUCCCUGUUAUCGUCAAAAUUGUUGAAAGCAACCAAGAGAAACGAUUGCUAUCUCUUCAUGCCCUGAAGGAGGUUGUUACCCACUGCUCGCGUGGUCAACUUGAAACCGUUGCAGAUCUUCUUUGGGUGCCAUUAUUCGAGAAUUCUGACAAUUCCGAAGAGACAACACGAAAUGUUGCUGCAGCGUGUCUCGGCAAGCUUACCACCACACAUCCUUCACGAUACCUGCCUCAGCUUCACGAACGCAUUCGUGAUGCAAAUCCAGCCUCACGAGCAACUGUUAUAUCCGCGAUUAGGUAUACCUUCUCAGAGACGUCCCCCUCGUAUGACGAGCUCCUCAGCUCUGUUCUCAUGGAUUUCCUGGCCUUGAUUACUGAUGCCGACCUGACCGUACGACGUUUGGCAUUAUCAGCGUUGAAUUCUGCGGCUCGUCUAAAGCCACAUCUCAUCCGUGAUCAGCUACAAUUUAUCCUUCCCAACCUGUAUAAGGAGACUCACAUCAACCAAGACCUCAUCCGUACGGUCCAAAUGGGGCCCUGGACGCACAAAGUGGAUGAUGGUUUGGAAGCUCGAAAGACAGCCCACGAGACGCUUUAUACCCUGCUGGACACUUGUUUGACAAAGCUCGACCUGCACGAAUUCAUUGGGCGCGUACUUGCUGGGCUUUCGGAUGACUCUGAUGAGGUCAAGGUCAUCUGCCAUAUGAUGCUGUUCCGACUGUCGCAGGUCGCACCGACAGCAGUUGCUCAGCGACUCGAUGACAUCACUCAGCCCCUGGAGAAGAGCAUGAAAGGCGCCACGGUCACGAAGGACACCGUCAAGCAAGACAUUGAGCGCGCUGCCGAGUUGCAAAGGAGCACACUUAGAGCUGUCGCAGCACUCAGCAAGAUCAGCCAACCGGGAUCUAACCCACGCUUCGAUGCGUUUGUGGAAGGUACUAGGAAGUCUGGAGAAUGGAGCGUCGAGUUUAGAGAGCUCGUAGGAGCAUGA
Molecule: messenger RNA, 3666 nt
Organism: Fibroporia radiculosa
Lineage: Eukaryota; Fungi; Basidiomycota; Agaricomycetes; Polyporales; Fibroporiaceae
Exons: 17
Coding region: 1-3666 (1221 amino acids)
Biological process (GO): SCF complex assembly; protein ubiquitination
Cellular component (GO): nucleus
Source: RefSeq, a predicted model, not a curated record